AUGCGCUCGGACCCGCUGCAGGCGCACCUCAAGAAGCUCAUCAAGGACGACCGCGAUGUGUCGCAGCUCCGGGCCGAGUCGUCUGCGCUCCUCUGCGAUGUCACGCGCGCCUUCGUGCUCGAGCUGGCCGAGCGCUUGGUCAGCGAGCUCCGCGCCAGCGGCAACCUGUCGCCCGACGCCUU
This is a messenger RNA of Saprolegnia parasitica CBS 223.65, 182 nucleotides long. RefSeq lists its product as hypothetical. The transcript is spliced from 3 exons. NCBI's taxonomy places the organism in Eukaryota, Oomycota, Saprolegniomycetes, Saprolegniales, Saprolegniaceae. The annotation marks the transcript as partial. The record is from RefSeq and is a predicted model, not a curated record.